This is a messenger RNA of Cadophora gregata, 489 nucleotides long. RefSeq lists its product as uncharacterized. Lineage: Eukaryota; Fungi; Ascomycota; Leotiomycetes; Helotiales; Ploettnerulaceae. The transcript has a single exon. The record is from RefSeq and is a predicted model, not a curated record. The coding region runs from base 1 to 489 and encodes 162 amino acids. Gene Ontology annotation, molecular function: flavin adenine dinucleotide binding; saccharopine oxidase activity; sarcosine oxidase activity.
AUGCCUCUCACAGCGCCCUUGGAAGAAAAAGAGGCAUACAUCUUGAAGUUCUGCCGAGACAAAAGCUUUAAGAACACAUACUACCACACCGCAUCGAAACAGCACGUUUCAAUGCCUCCACCGGAACCAGGAGAAUUACAACGGUCUCCCAGCACCGGUCUCAAAGCUCGUUUGGAUAAUGUGACGAAAGGCAUUCUUGGCUCAAAAGCAGAUGAUCUUGUGAUUGAUGAAUACAGAGUCUGUUGGGAUGGGGUUACACCUAAUCAAGACUUCGUCAUUACCCCUCAUCCACAUUGCAAACGUUUGUUUAUUGCAACGGGUGGCUCAUUCCAUGGAUGGAAGUUUAUGCCGACUAUUGGAAGAUACGUUGUUGAGAUGAUGGAUGGUGUCCUGGAUCCAGAGCUCGCCAAGCGCUGGGCUUGGGAGAGGGGAGCGGAGGGUGGUGCUCACAAAGGCCUCCUACCUCAGCUUGAGUUGAGAGAUCUGUAA